AUGUCAUCGACACGAGUGAUAGCUAUCACUGGAUGUGACAGCGGGCUAGGUUGGGCAUUAGCAGCACGUACGGCACGUGAAGGGCUUAUCACUGUGGCUGGAAUGUACCAUGGAACGGAGACCAACGCGGCUAAGGAAUUGGCAGAACUUUGCGCCCAUCCGCACGCAUUAGAUGUCACAGAUCCGAAAAGCGUAACAACUUUCAAAGAAUACGUAAUGAAAUUAUUAAAUGCGAAUCCAAACUACACUUUAUACGCAGUCGUAAAUAACGCAGGGGUAAUGAUGGUGGGUGAUUAUGAAUGGCAAACGUCAAAAAUGAUAGAACACACCAUUCAAGUGAACCUCUUGGGAGCCAUGAGCGUUGUCUCUGCUUUCCUUCCCGAUCUUCGAAGAGAAGCGUUACGGAGCGGAACAAAGCCGCGAAUUAUCAACGUGGCGAGCCACUGCGGGCUGCAACCGUUGCCAGGUUUUGCCGCUUACAGUGCAAGCAAGGCAGGCUUAUUGGGGUGGACGAAAGCACUCCGCCAUGAAACCAAACCACACGGAUUAACAGCUCUUGCUUUUGUGCCAGGUGGUUUUGUUGGUACCAGUAAUAUAAUGUCGAACCAAUCAGCUUACGGCACUGAGAUGCUGGAAAAUUUAGAUGAAGAACAGAAGUCUAUUCACGGAAAAAGAAUUUUGACUCUGAAUACCUAUUUAGGGACAGCUCCUCGAGAUUGCAGUUAUAACUCCCUAAGAGAUGAAAAUAUUACAGAAACAUUUAUGAAAGCUCUGACUAUAAAGAAUCCUAAGGAACUGUACAUAGUUGAAUCUUGGAGAUACAAGUUUUAUUACAGUUUAUUAAAAUUACCUCUGCCUGAAAGUGUACACCGGUGGUUGUUAAAUAAAUUUUUGUGUUUUCCAGAUGUUUAUUAAAUAAAUAAAUAAAGAUC
Messenger RNA from Diatraea saccharalis (sugarcane borer), 932 nucleotides. The record is from the annotation of a GenBank genome assembly. NCBI's taxonomy places the organism in Eukaryota, Metazoa, Arthropoda, Insecta, Lepidoptera, Crambidae.